Molecule: messenger RNA, 528 nt
Organism: Lodderomyces jiufengensis
Lineage: Eukaryota; Fungi; Ascomycota; Pichiomycetes; Serinales; Debaryomycetaceae
Gene: ESS1
Product: peptidylprolyl isomerase
Exons: 1
Coding region: 1-528 (175 amino acids)
Cellular component (GO): cytosol; nucleus
Molecular function (GO): peptidyl-prolyl cis-trans isomerase activity; protein binding
Source: RefSeq, a predicted model, not a curated record
AUGAGCGUUGAAACAGGUCUUCCACCCAAUUGGACAAUAAAAGUAAGCAAAACUCACAAUAAAGAAUAUUAUCUCAACCAACAAACCAAUGAAUCAUCAUGGGAUCCACCAUAUGGAACAGAUAAAGAAACUCUUAAUUCAUAUAUUCAAAAAUUUAAAAAUAAUGAUUAUAAACCAGUUAUAAAUAAAGAUGGGAAAGUUAGAGCUAGUCAUAUACUAGUUAAAAAUAAAAAUUCAAGAAAUCCCAAGAGUUGGAAAAAUCUGCAAAUAACUACAACUAGAGAAGAAUCAAUAAAUAUUGCAAGUGAAUAUUUAAAAAAAAUUUUAGCUGGUGAUGUUAAAUUUGAUGAUUUAGCUCAAGAUAAUAGUGAUUGUUCAUCUCAUUCUAGAGGUGGUGAUUUAGGUUAUUUUGGUAGAAAAGAAAUGCAACCACCUUUUGAAGCUGCUGCUUAUGAUUUACAUUUACAUGAAAUAUCAAAUUUAAUUGAAACUGAUAGUGGGAUUCAUAUACUACAAAGAACUGGAUAA